This is a messenger RNA of Brassicogethes aeneus, 1852 nucleotides long. NCBI's taxonomy places the organism in Eukaryota, Metazoa, Arthropoda, Insecta, Coleoptera, Nitidulidae. The record is from the annotation of a GenBank genome assembly.
UUAAUGGAAGUCGUGUGUUCCUGUUGCGCAUGCCCCGCGUGAGUUUUUGAAUGAGUUCCACCCCCGUGCUGUGUUGUAUUCGCGCAACAAGGGGUGUGCGAAUCGUAGAAAAUUCAGGGAAAACCACCAGAAGUCAGUCUCGUGCGACGAUUUUACCGGAACAACAAAUCCCAAGUCGGAAAAUUCGUUUCUUUUGUCUUGAUUUUGACAGUAAAGAAACGAAAGUGUUUAUAAUAGUGGUUUAGUGUGCUAUUUUUAAGAAAUUCGGCUUUGUGUGUAAUUUGAUUUAUUUACAUAGGAAACCAGUGCAGUUCGUAAAUAUAACCAAUAUACAAAAAUAGUGCGGUGAAAUGGGGUGUAAUACUAGUAAAGAAUCAGUGCCUGUAACUGAAGAAGAAAAGAAAAAUAAAGAAAUUCAAGAAAAUUACGAAAAUAAAACUGAAGAAGAUAACAAUGAAACAAACAAAGAUUCUGAUACAAAAUCCUGCUCAGCUAAAACGAUAACGCUUUGCACGAACGGCUCAGCGAAAGUUUUGCAGGAAACUACACCGCCCGCAGAACCCGUCGUCGACAAGCAGGAACCAGCUCCUCCUGCUGACCAGGAACCCGAACAGGAGGUAGAAGAGGCCGCGACCAAAAUCCAGGCAGCUUUCAGAGGCCACAGGACGCGAAAAAGCAUGAAACAACCGGCGCAGCAGGAACAACAGCAGGAGGCCGAGCCUACCAGGGAGGAGUUGGAGCAGGAGUUCAGGGCCGAUGACGAAGAGCUCUGUCACGCUGCCACGAAAAUCCAGGCUUCCUUUAGAGGUCACAUGUCCAGAAAACAACAAGAUGACGGAAAAAACAAUGGAGAUGAAGGGAACAGCUCUGCAAAAUCCAAAGAUCAGAAACUGGAGGAGGAAGAAUUGGACAUCGACCUAACUGAUCCGGAAUUAAACAAGGCUGCAGUCAAGAUUCAGGCCUCGUUCAGGGGUCACAUGACUCGCAAAGAAGACGGUAAAGAUACCACCGGAAAUUAAAAAGUAAUUAAUUAUUUAAGAGUAAUAAAAGAAAACCUUCAUUAACUAUUAACUAUGAAAAUACUACUGUAUGAAAUACUCAUUACUUAUGUGUUUGAUAAAAAAAACCAUUGUGAUCCUCUACUAAACUAAAUAUUGAAAAACUAGCAUGUAAUUAAUGAAAUAUUCAGAACAAUCAUCCUUAACUAAACAAAAUCUACAAGCUUUAUUUUCAAGAAUGCUAAGCGAAAACAUUUGAUAUGGUCAAAAAACAUAUUAUUUAAUGGAUAUUUCAUUGAAUGGAUGAAGUAAUUUGACCACAAAUAUACCUUGCAUCUUUUAUACCUACCUAAUUAAAAAAAAUGAUAAUUGGAAAAAAAUUACUUAUGAAAAGACAGGGUUUUUGAUUUUUCACGGAAUUUUAAAAUGAUCGUCAACUGCCCACGAUUUAUUUCAACCGAUGUAAUAUUAUAAAAAUUAGAAAGAAAUUUUAAUGUGAAAAGGUUUAAAAAACAUACAUUAAAUAUUUUUUACCGCAAAGUUUGCGGUAAAAAUGGGCUUAUUAAUUUUUUAACGUAUACACCUUAUCUCUUUAAAGUAUAAACGUAAAAACCGUGUUAAAUUUAAAUCAGUUGUAAGUGUUGCUGUUCUCGGACAGUUGCCAGAAAUAUUGAAAACAAAUGCAUGUUUUGAAAUGAAAAAUGAUGUUCAUGUUAAAAAAGGUAUUAGCCCAUUGUAUAUUGUAUCCUAUUUCUGCACUUUGUUGAUACCUACACCAAAACGUAGUCUACCCAAAAAAAUUAAAUAAAUCUGCAAAAUAAUUUGCUUUACAUGUAAAAUACUAAUUGAUGUAG